CUUCGCUCCUGUCGCCUAACUUGUCACCGUCCGGUGUUUGCUUUCUGUUGCUGUCAAGCAGGGGUGGAUCAUUCAUCGGCUCGAUGUCAACAAUGCCUUUCUCCAUGGUGACUUAGAGGAAGAAGUCUAUAUGCAGAUUCCUCAGGGAUUUGCCAGUCCCGGCGAGAUCAGAGUGUGUCAUCUUCGCAAAUCCAUCUAUGGUCUUAAGCAGGCUUCUUGUAACUGGUAUCUGAAAUUCACCAGUGCCCUACUUGGCUUGCAGUUUACUCAGAGUCGGGCGGAUCACUCCUUGUUCACCUAUCGUCGCGGCUCCACAUUUGUUGCUGCUCUCAUUUAUGUGGAUGACGUUAUUCUCACUGGGAAUGAUAUGACUUUUAUCCAGCGGGUCAAGGAUUUUUUGCAUGACCGCUUCACCAUCUAAGAUUUGGGUCCUUUGAAGUACUUUCUCGGCAUCGAGGUUGCUCGUUCUCCUCGUGGCAUGGUCUUGAAUCAGCGGAAAUAUGUUCUCGACAUUCUCGAGGAGGCUGGCCUUACUGUUAGUCGCCCCAGUCCUACUCCCAUUACUCCCAACCAUCAUCUUGGCCACGACCCGUCUUCUCCAGAUAAGGAUCCGACUUCUUACCGGCCCCUAGUUGGUCGUCUCCUCUACCUCACUGUUACUCGUCUGGAUAUCACAUAUGCGAUUAAUAUGCUCAGUCAGGCUGUUCAGUCUCCUACUCAAGCACACGUUGACACUGUCGUCCGUGUCCUUCGCUAUCUCAAGGCCUCACCUGGUCGUGGUCUUUUCCUCCCGGUUGUUGGUGAUCUCUCUUUAACUGCACAUUGUGAUGCUGAUUGGGCUGGAUGCCCAACCACCAGGCGUUCUACUAUAGGUUACUUUAUUACUCUUGGUUCCUCUCCUGUUUCUUGGCGGACUAAGAAACAGUCUGUUGUUGCUCGCUCUUCCGCAGAUGCUGAAUACCGGGCUAUGGCCAGUACUAUUAGUGAAGUCAUCUGGUUGCGUUGGCUUCCCUGUGACCUGGUUGUUCAGCUCUCUUCUCCCACGCCUCUUUACUGCGACAAUCAAGCUGCUCUCCAUAUUGCUGCCAAUCUGGUCUUCCAUGAGCGUACCAAGCAUGUGGAGAUGGACUACUACUUUGUUCGGGAACGUGUGCAUUCUGGUGAUGUCGUUGCUUGCAAGGUGGCCACGUCCGAGCAACCUGCCGAUCUUUUCACCAAGGGACUCAGUGUUGAUCAGUUUACUCAUUUGCUGGUCAAGCUCGGUCUUCUUGACAUUCAUUCCUUCGCUUGAGAGGGCGUGUUGUAAUCCCUUAUUUAUUCACUUAGCUUAAUUAAGGGAUUACUUUGUAAUUAGAACAAAUAUGAAAGAAAAAUGAUCGGUUUCAUUGAGAAAGAAAAAUGAGUAAUGAGAACAAAUAUAAAAUAAAUAAAUUUUAUGAGGAUAUAAUAGUGAUCUAGCAUCAAAUAUUUUGUCUCGUCUCUCGAAUCUCACCAAUUUAUGUUGGAUUUUCAAAUUUCGUAGAUUCCAUGAAUUUGACUUUUUUUUUUCUUUAUUGCAUCCAGGUAUUUUACUUGACCCAUUUUCAUUCGUACUAAAUUUGAUACCCAAAUCAUUGAUCCAAACAACCCCUAAUUGAAUACAAUAAUUGAUUCUUUUUAAAAGUUAGGUAUGAAAAAGAAAAAGGGGAAGAGUAGAAUUAACAUAACACCAUAGAGAUAACAAUUUCUAUUCCCAGGUAGGAAUCAACAUAGAGCCCACUAUCACUACAGUCAUUUUCAACGACAGCCUAGGCACCCCUCAAUGACCCAAAACAAAGAAAAAAAAUAACUGAAGGGUCAAUUUCCCCAUAUUUGUACUUUGUAGUUUAUAGGUAAGGAAUCAACAUUAAGGGAACAAAAGCACGACUGUGAAAGAAAGUGAGAAAGAAGUCUCUGCUUAAGGAAGAAAAAUUAGUUUCAGCAUGUAAGAACUAAGACGACAGCGAAUAUUAUUAAUAGACUGCUUGCUGGCAACAACACUUCUCCCCUCCUUCGUUUGCUUGACACCCACGAAACGCGUCCAAAACUUAAACCUAUGCUUGGCUUCCCUUCCAAGAAACACACAGGAAUAAAUAGUGAAAGAAUGGAUCAUCUUAUGAUCAAAAAAGAAAGAAUGGAUCAUCUUAUGAUCAAAAAAGAAAGAAUGGAUCAUCUUAAUGGUGAUGGCAUGGCAGUCGAUUCAAGUGUACAUUUUGAUUACCCUUUUGACUUGUCGAGUGAAUGUUGUUCUCAAAAUGUUUGACCUAAGAAUGGACCAUCUUAAUCUUGUAGUUAAUCAAGUAUACAAUAACAAAUCUGAUUUUUCAACAGAAUAGUCGUGAACGACGUUGCUCGUCGUACGAGUGACCAAUACCAUAGAUUUUGAAAGAGGAAAGACAGGCGUACUAAUUUUUAUUUUAUUUUAGAUGAGUGUACAUUGAUAUUAACGAUCUGACUCCGAGUGGGAAAUAAAAGAAAAGUGGGAUUUGAUUCCCAAGAGAUGUCGCGACAAAAUUAAUAAAGCCGAGAAGGGAAGCGACGACACGCCACCUGUUGUUGUUGUUGCAAUAUAACCGAUGCUCAAACUCUGAAACAUAAAAACAAACGCGUCACUGAAUUACGUACGUCCAAAACGUUCUUCAUACCUGUUUUUCUCUUUUCAGUCACAGCCAUCCGAUUUGUACAUCAAUUUAUGAUCCCAAAGUCAAACGGCCAUGCAGUUGGAAUUCUUAAUGAAGAGGAGCGAGAGAAAGGGCGAAAGUAAAUACUAAACUUUUUUUUUUUCUCCAUACACACACAAUAAAUGAAAACCCUUGUUCAAAGAAUCUCCAUCCCUUUCAGUGCCAACCCAACACCAACAAAUCUUUCCCAAUUAAUGAAAAUACAUUGCACUCUAUUGUGUGAUUUGCAUCCCACAAAUACAUUAAGAAACAGCUAAGUUAAAACAUAAAAACACAAAGGAACGUCCCGUGUACCAAAAUUGGCAAUUACUACACUUUGCCUCCCCCAGUCCCCCUUCCCCCCUCAGGCCCAAAAUAUGAAAACCAGUCCAUAACCAGGCUCGUAGAAAUGGAAAACUCAAUCAAAGAAUCUAGCCACCUUUCGCCUUAGGUUCGGUUCAAACCGGUUUGAAUCGAAACAAAAUUAAAAGACUAAGUGAGUCUUAGACACUAAAAAUGACUUUGGUUCGAUAUACAUUUUUUACUAGGUCUCAAGAAAAUUUGUAUAAAUCA
Molecule: messenger RNA, 3251 nt
Organism: Linum trigynum
Lineage: Eukaryota; Viridiplantae; Streptophyta; Magnoliopsida; Malpighiales; Linaceae
Source: the annotation of a GenBank genome assembly